Molecule: messenger RNA, 1579 nt
Organism: Triplophysa rosa
Lineage: Eukaryota; Metazoa; Chordata; Actinopteri; Cypriniformes; Nemacheilidae
Gene: ska1
Product: spindle and kinetochore associated complex subunit 1
Exons: 7
Coding region: 102-869 (255 amino acids)
Biological process (GO): chromosome segregation; regulation of microtubule polymerization or depolymerization; cell division
Cellular component (GO): outer kinetochore; mitotic spindle; spindle microtubule
Molecular function (GO): microtubule binding
Source: RefSeq, a predicted model, not a curated record
GCCGCGUGCGCGCGUGUUCAAAAGUUGGCGCGUCAUAAGAAGCUUUCACCCACAGCCGCAUAGAAAAUACAUUUAACUUUGACGAAGUCUUAAACACCAUUAUGAAUCACUGUGAGUUUGAAGAAGUGACGCGACAUAUUAAUGACAAAAUCUCCGUGAUUAAAAGACUUCUGGAGCUCCGAGCUGUUGCGAAGGAUCCAGACAAACGGGGAACUCUUAUCAAAGUCGAGCAAGAAGUCAAUGCCAUCAAUGAGCUUCUCGAUCGAUUUGAGAGACAUGUAGGUCAACAGAGAGACCUACUAAAGCAUCUGAAGGAUCUGGAAGAGUUUUUCCAGUUAGAUGAACAAGAUGCCCAUCACCUAAAGAACAACACACCCCUGCACAUGCCCAGAAAAGGCCAACAAGCAGCACCACAAGAAGGAGGACAGGUGGCAGUUCAGAGCAGGCAGACAGAUGCCCCGCAGAAACCGGGGCCACCGAAGAAAAAUCCGCGCAACCAGAUCAAAGAGAUGGAGUUCAUUACUGUUCCAGAGUUUGACAGCAUACCACCGUACAUGAAAGGCCGCGUGACCUAUGACCAGCUGAAUGCUGCGGUGCAAAGCAUCAACACAACCGUAACCGCCAAAUAUAAGAUUCUCCAUCAGCCAAUCAAGAGCCUGAACAACGUGUCCCGCGCGCUCCACCAGCGCUUUAAAGACCAAGAAACGAAGGACACCAAGGGUCAGUUUUUCAUCGUGGAGCAGGACAUUCGAGAGUUUGCCCAGUUGAAGGUGGACAAGAGGUUUGUGGGCAUGUUGAACAUGUUACGCCACUGUCAGCGCCUGAGGGAGGUCAGAGGAGGCGGGGUAACACGCUUCAUCUUGGUGUGAGAUCUCGGAGACGCCCACCUCCGUCACAUCGCUUUAAACAAGUUUUAAAGUACACCAUGAACUCAAGUUUGUCACAGCCAGUAACACGAGAAUGACAAAGUGAAAUUUGAGGACUGAAUUUCUGGGAGGCUGGAGAUGCAUAAUUUGUUUACUGGGAUGUAGUCGAAUGCCAUGAACUCGUAUUUACCAUGAAAUACUGUUUUAAAAUAUGAUCUCCUCUGAAUAUUUACUUAAAGAGAUGGUUCACCAAAAAGAUGCCGUUGCAAACCUGUAUGACUUCUGCAGAACACAAAAGAAGAUAUUUUGAAGAACAUUGGAAACCAAACAACAUCGGUCCCCAUUGACUUCCACUGUAUAAACACAAAACCACAGAAGACAUUUCUCAAAACAUCUUCUUUUGUGUUCCACUAAUGAAAUAGUCAUAUACUGGUUUUAAACAACUUGACAGUGAACAAAUAAUUUUUCAAGAAUUUGUAUUUUUGGUUGAACUGUCUCUUUAAAACGUAUCUCUAUAUGGCUGUCAAUAAAUCAGCAUCCUUUUGAUUAAAAACACACAUAUUGUCAAAUUCAUUUUGUAGGUGCGUGUGUAAGUGAUGACAUUGUUGUAGAUAGGUCAUUUUUUCUUUGAAAAUUCAUUAAAUUGAAUUGUUGUAUUAUUUAUAUUGUCAAAGCAUCCAAAAUAUUGUCAUUUAAAAUGGAGCAGAAAUAAA